Molecule: messenger RNA, 561 nt
Organism: Leptinotarsa decemlineata (Colorado potato beetle)
Lineage: Eukaryota; Metazoa; Arthropoda; Insecta; Coleoptera; Chrysomelidae
Product: MAP/microtubule affinity-regulating kinase 3 pseudogene
Source: RefSeq, a predicted model, not a curated record
AUGGAGUACGUCUCUGGAGGUGACUUAUUUGACUAUCUUGAAAGCCACGGUAGGAUGGAAGAGCCGGAAGCCAGGGCGAAGUUUAUGCAAAUUGUCUCUGCGGUGGAGUACUGCCACGAAAAGGGAAUCGUCCACCGGGACUUGAAAGAUAGCAACAUAUUGUUGGACAGCGAAAUGAAUAUAAAAGUAACAGACUUCGGACUAUCAAAUGAAUUCACGCCAGGAUACGAAUUAAAUACAUUUUGCGGUAGUCCCCAUUUUGCAGCACCCGAAAUUUUUCUUCGCAUAAAAUAUGAUGGACCCGAAGUGGAUGUUUGGUCAUUGGGAGUUAUAUUAUUCGUGCUCGUAACGAGAACUUUACCCUUUGACGGUCCAACACUACAUGAAUUAAGGAAACGAGUGCUUAGUUGCGAAUAUGAGAUCCCUUCUUAUGUGAGCACGGAGUGUGGAAAUAUUUUAAAGACGCUUUUGGUUAGGGAUCGUUUCAAACGAGCUAGCUUGGAAAUAAUCCGGAAUGAUAAGUGGUUGAAUCAGGAAUAUGAGAUGUGUACUUCUUUUUAG